GCGACUCAUUCACCCGGGACCACGCGGGAUUUCUCGGCCUCGAUACGGUUGGCCUUGGAUACGGUCAGUAGUGUCAAACAUUGUAGCAUGGUUUACAGUGGUCUAAAAACGUUGUUUAUACUAUAAAACAUAAACCAAGGCUUUGCAAGGCAGGGUAAAAGGAUCACUUGUUUAUUUCAAAGAUCGCAAUGUCUGAAAUAGAGGAGAGCGACACAAACGAGGAGGGAAACGAGUCGCCGGAGGUCAACCAGACCAAUUUGUUUGAAGUCAGGGACAAGGAACUGAAGGCUGGUGGUAAGCGCACCUGGCUACACCGGCUAUAUUUGGUCGCGUCUCUGGACCUGCGAUACGAAGAACCUGAGGAUAUCCAGCGGCGAGCGUCUCUCGUUAAGACGCAAUUGGAUGAGUUCGGUGGCGAGUGUGAGCAGCAGAUAAAACAGCUCUACAACACGUACCGGGAGGAGGCAGCCUCCGGCUUUCUGCUCAUCUACCCAAGAUACAUGGUGCAUAUGCUAGAGAGUUCUGAAGACUGCAUAGUUGCGUAUCUGAUGGCGCUAAGGCAGAUGCGACAGGAGCCAAACUCCAAGCUGCUCGAUACCAAAGUGCUGCUGAUGGCGCAUGACAUUCCUACGCGCCUGUUCGAGGCGUGGUCGUACCGCGGUAUCGGCGCCCCCUCCCGCGAACAGGUCGACUCCAGCAUGUCCUCCAGGAAGGCAGCCACCGCCUGCCUGACGCAGCUGCUCGGUUUGGCUGCCCACCUCAAGAAGACGCCCAAGGCGAAUCUGAAGAACGCAAUGGACCUGCUGUCGGAGAGGGUGCCGGAGCUGCUGCCCACUGAGGACCUGCUGCAGCUCCUGCUGAAACAGGACGCCUUCCUCAGUGUCGAGGAGUACCUGGAUCUCUACUACACGCCGCUGGCGCCUGCCGACGAAACAGAGCUGGUCUGGCCACUGCCGGGGCACAUGUUCCCGUACUAUCACUGAUGAGCGGCCACGAGAUAUCGACCAAUCGGACGGAGUGGCGCUAGUCGUCACGAGGAUUUCGACAUUGGCUCCAGUCGCCGUUUCAAACGCCCGCCGCUUCGUCCGGUGUGAUGUGCUUACCAAGCACGUAAUGUAUUUGUGCGGUACGAUACGUAAGGAGUUGAGACAGCACGUCAGUUACCAUGAGCACCGACCUGUACUGGCCUUCCAGCUUGGUCAUAAGGCAAGUGUCGAUCGGUGCUUCGCAUGGUUCUAGGGAAGCGACACUUCGCAAAAGCAGAGCGCUGGGAUUAAUUUGAUUUCAGUGUUGA
Messenger RNA from Amphibalanus amphitrite, 1294 nucleotides. Its product is annotated as testis-expressed protein 47-like. The transcript has 7 exons. The record is from RefSeq and is a predicted model, not a curated record. Bases 189 to 983 code for a protein of 264 amino acids. NCBI's taxonomy places the organism in Eukaryota, Metazoa, Arthropoda, Thecostraca, Balanomorpha, Balanidae.